AUGGGUUGGCUCUGGGACAGUAACAAAGACGACCCCGUCAAGCAGCUUGAUCCAGGGCUCCGCGAGUACCUCGAGAAGGAAACGCCCGGAAAAUAUGAGCCUGCGCCGAGCCUGAAGCAACCAACGCCGGCACCCACGCCCUCGCAAACCCCCAAACCGGGCGCCGGACCCCAGGAACAGACAGAAGAAUCUACUACCAAGGUGCCGUCUGCUUCGCUAUAUCAAGAUGGCCGCUAUGCGCAUCUAUGGAAGACCUACAAACCAAUGGCUGAGAACGACAACACCGCGGAUCUGGGCGGGGCGAAUCGAGUAAUCGAAAAGUUCAAGGAGCGCGGAGAUACUGUGCAGCGGGCAGCAAUGGAGAACUGUGCGCUGGAGCAUGAGGCUUUGACAUUAUGCUUCCAGACAGGGAACUGGCGCAAGCAGCUAGAGUCGCGGUUGACAAUGUGCUCGGCAGAAAACGGAUCAUUUUCCAGGUGCUUCACCACACAGAGCAAAUUCCUCCAGGCCCUCGGCUAUGCCUCGUCCUUCCAAUACGACGCCGAAAAGGAAGAGCGAAUUCAGAUGCACGCCGACAAGCUCUAUCACCAAAUGCUCGACUACGAGCGACGUGUGGAGGCAGCCAAGGCCGCUGGCACGGAACCGCCACCCCUCAUGUCACUCUUUGACCCUAAGAAAGCCCCCCAGCCUGCGGGCAAGCGAUCCGAUCUUGACAUUCCCGGGGGCGAGGCCAUCCCGGAAGGCUUCAAACCAUCCAAGCCCCUGCACCACCUCACGCCACACGAGCGAGAACUGGAGAUUCGAGCCCACUAUGCCCAAUUGGAGCAGCACAAGAUGUAUGUGGCGGAGGCCGAGCCUUUCAUGAAGUCCCACGAGGAAAGCCGGGCAAAACGCAAGGAGAAGGUCACGAGCUGGCUCGGCGAAGGCAUUGGGAAAUGGCUGGGAUGA
Molecule: messenger RNA, 948 nt
Organism: Penicillium argentinense
Lineage: Eukaryota; Fungi; Ascomycota; Eurotiomycetes; Eurotiales; Aspergillaceae
Exons: 2
Coding region: 1-948 (315 amino acids)
Source: RefSeq, a predicted model, not a curated record